Lonchura striata (white-rumped munia) is the source of this 2716-nucleotide messenger RNA. NCBI's taxonomy places the organism in Eukaryota, Metazoa, Chordata, Aves, Passeriformes, Estrildidae. The record is from RefSeq and is a predicted model, not a curated record.
UCCGGGGCCAGGAGAAGCCGGCGCCGGGUGAGGACUCUCCAGGAAUUCCCAGGAGCUGAUCCCGAGGGAAAUGUUGUGUGUCCAGCUCCUCGUCCUGGCGGUGGCCACGGCGCCGUUCCGAGCUGGGGCUGUUCCCGAAGCCUGCAGGACAGCAGAGGUGGCCAAGGUUCUGUUCCUCGUGGGGCAGUCGGAGGCUGCAGGGAAGGAGAGCUCGCGGCUGCUCCAGGAUUUCAUCGGGAGCGUGGCCAGAUCCUUCGAGAACGCGGAGAUGGGAAGAGGAGGAGUCCAGCUGGGCCUGGCUCUGUAUGGGGAGACACCAAGGAUGAGUGUCGAGCUCACGGAUUACGUGGCCAUCAAAGAGACGCUGGAUGCAGUUCAGGAUCUCUCCUUCAAGGGCAGCAGCCUCCGAACAGGCUCAGCCCUGGCUUUUGCAGCUCAGGCCUUGGCCCACCAGGACACCCAGAGAGAGGAGGCAGCAAAGGUGGUGGUUCUGAUCACAGAUGGGAAAUCCAGCGAUUCCGUGGAAGAGGGAGCCCAGAUCCUGCAGGAUGGGGGGGUGACAGUGUUUGCUGUGGGGAUUAAGGAUGCUGACAAGAACGAGCUGGGCAGGAUUGCUUCAGAUCCCGCUGCGGAGCACGUGCUUUACGUGGAAGAUUUCCAGCUGCUCCCAAACGUGGCUCCCAAACUUUCUCGGAGGCUCUGCUUCACCGCCUCGGAGCCACCACGUCCUGUCAAGCAGAGGGUGCAAGCUGAGCAGAUCCUGGGCCCUCGGGAGCUGCGUGUCAGCGAGCACAGCCACAACUCCCUGAGGCUCUCGUGGGUGGCAGCCACGGGCAGGGUGACAGGGUACAGUGUCCGUGUCCACCCCUCGCUGCCACCGGGCCAGCCGGAGACAGCGCACCAGCAGCAGGUGGAGGUGGAUGGGGACACAACCACGGUGCUGGUGACCAAUCUGAAGCCCAGCACCAAAUACGUGCUCACGGUGAGGGCCAGCUAUGGAGGAGCCCUCGGGGAGCCGGCAGCCACCAAAGGGAAGACAACUCCCGUGCCUCCAGUCACCAAUUUCCGUGUGAUAGAAGAAGGACUUUUCAGCCUGAAGGUGGCUUGGACACCUCCCCUGGGCAAGCUGGAGGGCUACAAGAUCUACAUCCCCAGGGCCAACAAGCCGGGGGUGACCCUCGAGCAGAUCCUGCGGGGCGAUGUCUCUUCCCACCUGCUGGAGAACCUGCAGGAGGACAGGGAAUACAGCAUCAGCAUCUACGCCGUGUAUCCUGAGGGGCCGAGCCAGCCCGUGGCUGCUCUGGGGAGGACACUGAAGCUCCUGCCUGUGGAGAGCCUCUUGCUGCAGAACGAGACCACGGACACGCUCCAGGCCCGGUGGAGCCCUGUCCGGGGAGCAACGGGAUACAGGCUCACCUGGACAUCAGCAGAGGGCAGCAUCCAGGACGUGACCCUCGGCAGCUCCUACAGCUACUACAUGAUCCAGGGGCUGGAGCCGGGCGUGGAGCACACGGUGACCAUCAACCCCAUCUUUGGGGACAUCGAGGGACCGGUGGUGACUGGCAAAGCCACCACGGUGGCAUCCAGCACUGUCCAGACGCUGAACGUGAGCGAGAUUUCCAUCAACAGCCUCCUGCUGUCCUGGGAUUCAGUCAUGGGAGCCACCGGAUACAGGGUGGCCUGGGGUCCGACACCAGAAUUCUUUGGCAAGGACCGUCCCCGUCACCUGUCCCUCAGCAAGUCGGUGACGUCCCACCAGCUCCGCAGCCUGGCCCCUGACACGGAGUACGUGAUCUCUCUGUCCGUGCUCUUCGGCUCCGGGGAGGGCCCCGGGGUCACCACCUCGGCCAGGACAGCUCCUCUGGGAUCCGUCUCCAACUUCAAGGUGACGUCCCACACCAGCACCAGCCUGUCCUUGGCCUGGAGUGCCACAGCCGCCGCCACCAAAUUCAAACUCACCUGGAGCCCCGUGGCAGCAGGCAAAGGAAAACAGGUUGCCAGGACUCGGUACCUGGGCAGCAGAGCGUUGGCUCAUCGGAUUGACCACCUGGUGCCCAACACCCUGUACAGGGUCGGUGUCCGGGCUCUGUUCAGCAGGACCGAGGGGCCGGAGGUGACCCUGACUCACCACACAGCUCCUUCUGGAGAUUCCAACCCCAUCCCGACCAUCCAAGACCUCAGGGUUACCGACACUGGUGUCAACACUUUGAAGCUGGCUUGGAAAAGUCUUCCUGGGAUAAGUCACUACAAGAUAUCCUGGGAGCCAUCCAAUAGUGACUCGGAAUCCUCCCGGCUGCUCCCGGCAGAGGCCGUUUCCUUCGCGAUUCCCAACCUGAAGGACAGCACCACCUACACCAUCUCCGUGUCCGCAGUGGGAAAAGGGCAGGAGGGAAACCCCACGGUCCUCACGGCCAGAACCUCGGAGCUGCCCAAAGUGACGGAAUUCAGCGUGCAGGAGGCCGCGGAUUCCAGCCUUUUGUUAUCCUGGGAUGCUGUUCCUGGAGCAUCCCAGUAUUUACUGACGUGGGGGUUGUCCUCAGAUUUCCUCUGGGGAAUCAUCCCCAAAUUCCUGUUUGCCAACAGUGAUGCCACCAAAAUGGGAACGACUCCGUGUUUUUGUGGCUCCCGGUCACGUUCCUGCUGUUUUCCGCAGCUCCCACUCUUUUCCGGGAAUUGUUACCAGCAGCUUCCCAAUCCUAUCGAGCGGCAGGGCUGA